GAUUAUUUCCCUUGGUUAACCUGUUAUCAAGAACGUUUUGAUAUGUAAAUAAUUGCAAAACCAUUUCCCCUACUACAGAUCAAAGUAUAAAAUGGGUGAUAAUCGCUGUACAAAUUUUAGUAACUUCAGUUUCUAUAUUGUGGCUAUUGUUUAGGCCUAUUAAUAUUAACUAUACUAUUAAAUUACUAGUCACUAUUCUGAUCUGACUAUACACAAAACAAGACUUCAAGACAAAAUAAAAUAUAAAAAAUAAAAGGAUAACUAUCAAUAGUCAAUAGUAUUAAUUACCGUUGUGACAAACGGCGUUGUAGUUGCAGUCUUAGGCCUUAGCCUGCCUUAGGACACUUUAUAAAUUAGUCACCUAGAAUUUGGUAUUUGUGAACACUAGGCCUUCUAUUGGCAGUGGUAAGUGGAACAGUCCAGAAAAAUAAACUAAAACCAAAACAUUGACACAAUUAAAAAGACAAAUAUGACGUUUAAGACUUCUCUUCUUAAGUUAGAGCACUAACUGAGUGCAACUCUGUCUCUACUCUAUAGUCUAUAGUGACUAUAUAUAGGCCUAAUUCUAGGUAAUGUUUCUAAGUAGAGGGCUUGGGCCUAGGCAUAAUUAAUGAAUUAUAGUUAUAGUAAAUUGUAGUUUCCAAGACAUUGUACUAUUAAUAAAUUACAGUCAAUACUGACAAUAGUCACAAAAUUGUUUAAUAAUUAAAUAGACUAUAAUUAUAAAUCAUUUUUCAUUGUAUGAUUGUCAGAAAAGAACUUAGACUUAAUAAUAAUCCAGCUAUAAAAAAAGUACUGCACGGUCUUCACAAUUAUGCAGUCAGAAUCAGGCUUCAAAAUGGAUCAGUAUGUAAAACAGGUAUUAUUAAAAUUAAAUGGAUUAAAAAUAAGUAGUUUUAUUAUCUUUCUUAGUUUAUUCAAUAAUAGUAGUUCUGUAGUGAUAGUAGUAACUUAUGUAGCCAAUGUAUGCCUAUUUUGUGCCACUGUUUGAUGGUGAAUGAGACUAGUGAAUGUUAAGUAUGUGGUUUUAUUUUCCCUAGUCAUAUCAGACCUUUCUUAACGUUUGAUGCAACAAAGAGACUGAUGUCUGCAUUCGUGCUAUCACGCAUGGAAUACUGCAAUGCUUUCAUGGUUGGUCUUCCAGCUAGGUUCCUGGAUAAAAUUAAAAAAGCACAGAAUAAUGCGGCUCGCAUUGUUCUUCGCAAACGCAAAUUUGACCAUGCUAAAACCCUUCUGAGAGAGUUGCAUUGGCUGGCGGUCCGCGCUGGCAUAGAGUACAAAAUUGCAACUCUGUGCUACCGCUGCUUGCAUGACCUGGCACUGUCCUAUCUCAAAGCGCUCAUGAUGACUUAUGUACCCACUAGACAACUCCGCUCAUCCGAUAGUGGCAAACUCUCGAUACCACGUGUUUGCCUUGAGACUUACGGAAGGCGCACUUUCGCAUUUGCGGGCCCAACAAUUUGGAACACGCUUCCUGUUGCUCUCAAAAACAGCCAGACACUGGAGUCUUUCAAAACUGAAUUGAAAACACAUUUAUUUCGCAAACACCUGCUGGGUGAUGUUGUCUACCAUCUUUUCAAGCUAGCUAUUAUCUCCUAGAUGUAUAUUGGCCUGUGUUUUUUAAGGUUGCAAGGGAUGAAAUACUUAGAAUCGGUUUUCUCGUAUGUAGUUUUUGUGAUGGUGCGUUUUGUAUUUCAAUGUGGUAUAAUAUAGAUAUUUUCAUUUCUCUUUUAAUAUGGUCUACUUUGUACCCUUUGGGGAUGAAGCAUGAUUUUCAAAUAAACUUUAUUAUUAUUAUUAUUGCUAUUACUAUUUCACACAUUUUUAAAAUUUGAUUUUAUACUUUUUAAAUUUUAAAGAAAACAUUUUCAUUCUCAGGUGUUGGAGGAGGAACUUGUUAGAAGAGAUCCAUUUUUAACAGAGAAAGAUUUGCAGAUACUACUGAAAGAAGAGGAACCACUUGAAAAAGGCCCUAGAGCUUCAAUUGUUGGGUACCCAACAUAUCCUCUCUAUCGUGAAAUUGCAAACAUGUUGAACUUGUGGCUGGAAGAAAAACAUUGUCCUGUUCUUGACUUACCAAGGUUUGUCAUACUAGUUAGAGGAGGAAAUAAGAAACACAGAGUAAGGGAAACUUGCAAAAGAAAAGAUUGAAAAAUGAAUCAUAAUGAAUGUAUCUAUAACAAUUUUUUUUUUUUGGAAACUCUGUCUAGUCUGAGAAGAAGGUGAAGGCACAUUCAUUGUUUUGUUUUAUUUGUUCAAGUUUACCUUUUUCUUUGUUGUUGUUGUUUUUUUCAAUGUAUUAAGGGCCCACGAUCAAUGUGUUGAUCAUUCUGGCUCCUGUGUUGAUCAUUCUGGCUCCUGUGUUGAUCAUUCUGGCUCCUGUGUAUGUAGAGGGAUUUUGUUUCUUUUUUUAAUAACUUGAUUACUGUCUCCCUCGUUAUUAUAGCAUGAGGAUAAUUGGAUUAGAUACUUUGUGUGUGGCUGCAACUGGGAAGGGAUAUUAAUAUAAUGUAUUGCAGCAGGUCAAAAUAAUCUUAACCUCAAAUCCCCCCAGACAGUGGGGGCAAAACCUAUGACAUGGAUGCUGCAGUGGGCAUGUAGAGACCUCUCUAUUGGCACAUGAGUAUAUCUUUUUUUUUUUAAAUAAGAACCUCAGUAUUCAGGUUUUAUUGCAGUUUUGUUACUUUGCUAUAAAUAAGUGAGUUUUGGGUAGAAUUUUCUGCACUGGUUAUCUAAAAGUUCAAACAUGACUGCCCUAAGUUAUUACAUGUAUGUCAUGGAGAGCUGCUUGAAUGCCCCUAUCAUGCUACAAAUAAGCCACACAAAAAAUUAAUAAUUAUUUCUCAUUUCUCCUAUUUCCUUUGAUGUUACAUACUGUAUUCUCUGGGCAGUCCAUUUCAGUACCAGUACUGUGUUGACAAGAUCUAGCCUGUAUGUUUUUGCAAUGGUUUUCACUUUCCAUUAGUGUUGCAGUUCUUAAUUGAAGAUUAUCUGUGGCAAGAGGAUCAUAUGGAUCUUUUAUUUAGGCAUUUGACUUCCAGCUUCCAUUCUGAUGUGCUGCUGAUAAGGUGACCAUUUUUUUUUACCAGGACAGUAUUGGUUUUUGAACCUUUGUCCUGGUUUGAAACCAAUACAGUUUAAGACUACACAAUUUUUAAAAUGUAUAUAUUUUUUUUUAAUUUAUAAAAAAUAAUUGAGUACAUCUGAUAUCCAGGCAUAAGUAAAUGACACAACAAAAAGAUACAUAAUUUAUCCAGAUUGGCUUCAUAAUAAUAUUUUGUCUUCAAAGAACGCUUCACUGACAGAAGAGCUUGUCAUGUAAUCACAAAUAAUUUAUUAUUAUUUGACACCCAUACAACAAAAAGAUUUUAAAUGUCCUAGUUUAAUUUGCCAAGAUUUUCAAAUGUCCUGGUUUGAUUUUGAAAAAAAUGGUCACCACUGAUCUUCCAGCAUUUUGAUCAAUAGUAGAGAACACUCUAGAAUAUUAAAGAUGUUGAACUUGCUGUUGAUCCUCAAUUUGCUCUAUCAUUGAUGUCAGUUUUACAUUUUCAAUCUCAAUAUUUUAAAAUGCUUGAACAGAACUAAAAAUUAGUUGGUUGACAACCCAAGUUACUUAUAUAUCUUUCACUGGCAUUCUGUAACGUACUAGUAAUCAGGCAUAUGAAAAAAAUGAAUUAUGUAAAGUCUUUUUUUUUUUUUUUCAUCAGAGUUAACAUUUUUUUUUUUAGGUUUGACCUUCUUGAUGAGAAAAGCUAUGCAGAAAUCAGGGCUGCUACUAUAAAAAGUAUUGCACCUUUGUUAGAUGGCUUACAGUCACUGUGGUCAAUUUGGACUGAAGAGGAAAUUAGAUUUAGAAUCCGUGAUAUCCUUGUAAUUUUAGGCCUGAGGGGAAUUUUGGAUCUCUUAGGAAUAAGGAAGACUGUUGGAACAAAAGAAAUGCUACCGCCUUCACGUAAAGCACUGAUGGCUUCAUUUACAGCCAAACAUAAUCCUAACAGUGAGCUGUGGGUUGGAGCAAGGGCGCUAGCAAAACAUUUUCACAGGGAUCAAUCAGAGUCAUGGUGGGGUAAUUGCACUGGGACUGAAGCCGAUAAAAACAAGCAUGCUCUAGGACUACUGGAUAAAAUAUUGGACAAUGCUGUGUGGAUCAAUAUACACUGGCUGCCUCAUGAUGUCUUUAUCAUUGAGGCCAGGCAAGACCAGGGUUAUGGCCUGCGAUGGUCAGCAGAUGGUGCCAGUUUUCGAGGAUUUUUAGAGCCUCAGAUGAUAGAUGGACAUGAAGUUGGGUGGCGGCACUGAGAACUUAAUUUAGUUUUGUAAAAUGUCUUAUUAUGUACAGUAUAUUUUUUAUUAUUUAAGGUAUAUUUGGCUUACCUGAAAAGCAAUGCCAACAUAUUUAAAAAACGUUAGAUUGAUAUUUCCAACUUUUUUCGUUGUUACCAAAAGAGUCAUGGAAGUUUCAUGAUUAAUGGCAGAUUGGCUGCUUUUUAAAUUAUAGUAAUUUAAAAUCUACAUAAUUUAGUAAUACUUUUUGUUUUAAUCAAGUGAGCCUCAGAUGAAAAAUUUUAUGCCAGCAUCAAAUGUAAAACUUCAUAAUAGACCUCUUUAUUUAAUGUAAACUGUUGACAUUUUGUUCUUUCACUUUCAGUUAAAUGCCAUUUAUAAUAAUUCAAAUUUAUUAUUUAAAAAGUGCGGAAAUCACUGAUUCUGAAGUCAGCUUAAUAAAUUCUAAAGAAACCUCAUUAACAGUAUCAGUAACACCAUGAAGAACUGAAUAUGAAAAUAGGUUUUAAAAAAUGUGAAUCUAUUUUAAACUUUACUUAUCAGUACGAAUCUAUUUCUUGAAUUUUUAUUGUUUAUUUUUUCACUACUUAUAUUGAGAUGCAGCUAAUUGUUGCAACUGCUUUAUGAUGCUCAGAUCAAAUGAAAUUCACCAUAUUUUAUAUCUAACUCAAGCUCUCUAUAUAGAAUUUCCUUUUUUGCUUUUGUGACUUCAAUGCUCAGAAAUAUUCAGAAAUUUCUGGAGGUAAACAUGUGGGCAUUAACAGAGGCAUUCAAUUUACAAAUACAAGUAAAAAUGUAUAAUGUUAAAGAACAAUUUUUUCUUGUCUUUCAAAAUUACAACUCAUAUUCAGGAACUGAAAUGUUAUUUAUAACACCCAAUUAUUCUAUGGAAGUCUUGCUACAGAUUAAUUUAAAGGAAAAAAGAAAAAAAUCAAACAAGGAUUUUUUUAAGACUGGAAAAAAUAUGUAUGAUAAAUUUUUAAAAAAUGCAACAAAGUUUCAUUUAUUUUGAUCAAUUAUCUUUUCAUUUUAAAGAAAAUUGUUAUUGAUUUUUUUAAAAAUUACCUGUAUUCAUUAUGGGAACCAUUUUAAAUUCUCAAUGGUACCAGUUAUUGUAAACAGAAAGUUAAGUUAGUAUCAUUUAUUUAAUAGAAAUACUUUAUUGUAUUUUAAAAUUACAAUGUUAGUUUUAUUUUAUACAAAGACCUCUGUUCAACAUUUAUUUCAAUGUAUGCCAGAAUCCGGCCCCGAGGGAGCUGCCCCGUUCUUCAUUAUGAUCAAAGCUGGCUGUUUUUCUAAAAUAUUUUUUUUUAAAUUAAUUUUUAAAUAGCGGUAAAAUAAGCAGUCUGAGUCAAUGAAGGACAGAAAAAAAAAACCCACAGAAAUUACAAUGUGAUCUCACAUUUGUCAUAAUUCUGCUAAUACAAAUAUGAUUCAGUGUUUUUUCAAUUGACUAUUUCACAUAUAUAACCAGCCAGGUUUUGGUCACAUGCAAGGGAAGUUUUAUCUUCUUGCAGUCAUUUUUAAGCAGUAACUACUCCUAUGUACCGGUACAUGUUUUUUUGUUGUUGAAAUAGCUGCACAAUUUUUUUUUUAAAUAUCUGCCAAUGUCUGAAUUAUUCUUUGAUUUAUUUGAUUUUUUUAGCUGCUGUGUCACAAUGAGCUUAAUUUCUCAAUUGUUAUUGUCUAUGUUAAUUUCUCAUUCUUGAUUGUGAAUGUGAAAUCUUUUCAUUUUUUUGUAACAUAAGCCAAUCAUAUAAAGUAUGGUCACUUUUUUUUUUUUUUUUAAAAGAAGAAAAUAAAUAGAUUACAUAUUGUUAAGCAUUUUUGUUUUUGUAGACUUCUACUUCUUAUAAUAUAUUUUAGGCAACAAAUAAUUUGUCACUUAUGAUACAUGAUUUGCCAUAGUGCCACUUAACUUAAGUUGUACUAUUGACAUCAGUGUUGUGUAACUUAUACAUAUUUAGAUGAAGUUAAUCCAGACAAACAGUCAUCAAGAGCUUUAUUGAACUUGAGUCAUACAGUGAAUUAUCCCUUCUUUUUUUUUUUUUUUUAACUAGUAACAAUAAUGUUAGCACAAUGUGUUAAGCGACC
Lymnaea stagnalis (great pond snail) is the source of this 6378-nucleotide messenger RNA. The record is from the annotation of a GenBank genome assembly. Lineage: Eukaryota; Metazoa; Mollusca; Gastropoda; Lymnaeidae.